This is a messenger RNA of Asparagus officinalis (garden asparagus), 717 nucleotides long. RefSeq names its product nitrogen regulatory protein areA-like. Bases 1 to 717 code for a protein of 238 amino acids. The record is from RefSeq and is a predicted model, not a curated record. Gene Ontology annotation, molecular function: sequence-specific DNA binding; zinc ion binding. Gene Ontology annotation, biological process: regulation of DNA-templated transcription. Lineage: Eukaryota; Viridiplantae; Streptophyta; Magnoliopsida; Asparagales; Asparagaceae. The transcript has a single exon.
AUGCUCUCUUUUGAAACCCCAGAGCUGGAUGAUAUCGUUAGCAGCAAGGAAGAUGCUUUCGGCGAACCCCUUUGUGUCCCUGAUGAUCCUUUGGAGACCAUCCAAAUCUAUCCGAUGGAAGAACUUAAAAUCUUCCUCGAUGUUUUGGAAACGAAGAGGGUAAGAGAAAGAGAGAACACCGCGGGGUUGAUGCGUUCGAGUCAAUGUGAAGAUGCGGAGAGAGUAGCUCGUCGUCGUGGUAGGCCGAGGAAAAGGAGAGAGGAAAGCGUAGCGUUCGUACUUGGCCAGAGUCGGAACCCAGAAGAGUCAGCUCGUAAGCGUGGCAGGCCUAAGAAAGGGGCAAUCGACGCGAUUCAUAGCCGCGGUAUACCGAAGAGGAAGAGGAAUAAUAACCACGGCAAGAAUCAUGCGUGGUCCGUAAAACCUCCAGAGUUGUCUCUGGAGAGCUCAGCACAGCAUGUAAGCGAUGAUCGCAGCAGCGAUGCUAGCAGCAGCGACGAAGCUAGCUCUCCAAAGAGUUCUGAAGCAACUCGGAGAUGCGGUCACUGCAUGACGGAGGAGACCCCGCAAUGGAGAACGGGUCCUGAUGGACGGGGGACGCUUUGUAAUGCGUGCGGCAUAAAGUACAAAAAUAGUCAGAAAAUAAACAAUGCAGUCAAUCUCAGUUGUAGCAAUUUGAUUAGAGAGAGAAACAGGAAGACAGUUUAUGAUGAUUGA